CUCUGCCAGGAAGAAGAAUACUGAAGCGGUGGUUUAGUGUAGCCUGUGAGUCUCGCUGGUUUUGGACUUUUAUAUCACAUUUAAAAUGGCAGCUGUUAGUCCACCACACACUCAAUGGGGACCUGGUACCACAUGUAUAGCUAAAUAUAACUUCCUAGGCUCAACACCUCAUGAUUUACCAUUGAGAAGAGGUGAUAAGAUAAUCAUUCUCAAAACAACAAAGGCAAGUCUAGUAAAUAGUUUGUGAUAACUUAUUCUUAGUGAUCUUAGGAUCCCAACUGGUUCCUAGCUAGGAAAGUUAGUGAUGGACAGGAGGGGAUGGUUCCAUUCAACUAUAUAAAGGAAAAUAUUGAUGAACAGGAAAUAUCAUCAUCAUCCCCUGUUGUUGAAACUGGAUCAUCUCAGGAACAGCACAAAGUCAAAGAAGCAGUUGAGCUACAUGCAAUGCCUUGGUUUCAUGGCAAAAUGUCAAGGCAAGAAGCAGAGAAUGUACUUAACCCUACAAAGGAUGGUCUCUUUUUAGUGAGAGAGAGUUCAUUCUUUGCUGGUGACUAUAUACUGUGUGUUUGUUAUAAAGGUAAGGUUGGACACUGUAGAAUUACGAGAACUGAUAAAAAUUUGGUGACUCUUAAUGGUAAAGAAUACUUUGAAAAUUUAAUAUCACUAGUUGAACAUCACCAGAAGGAUGCUGGUGGUCUCCCCUGUACAUUAAAAUACAGUGCUGAAAAGAAGUGGAAUAUUGGUAUCAGUGAUUUCAAAAAACAUGCUGUAGGAAAGUGGAUGGAGGAAGGGAGUGUUGAUCUAACUGUUACUCGUGUUAAUAUGCUUGGUGUUCCUGGAGCUGGUAAAACCUGUUCACUGCGCCUCCUACUAAAUGAAGACCCACCCACUAAUGACACCAGUACUCCAAUUGCCUGCCCUGCCGUUAGAGCUACAAGAGUUGCUGUCUCUGAUAAAAUGAUUUGGAAUCGAGUGACUCCGGCCAAAUUACUUGACAAAUUAGCAGCCAAUUUGGCUGCGGUAGCUGUAAAUUUAGAGCAAGAAAAAAUAGAAGAACCUCCCAGUUCUGUAGUCCUCUCAUUUCCAGAUAAUGCUCAGUCAUCAGGAGAAGUAUCAUCAGAUCCAUCUUCUACUUCAUCAAAGGAAAACUCUCCUCAGUAUCAUGAUGAAGCAUUCAUUCAAGAAAUUUUAGAAAUUUUAGCCACUCAACCAAAAGAGAUUCAUAUAAGUGAUCAUUGGCUGUACGUCAUUGAUUCCGGUGGUCAGCCAGCAUACCAGGAGUUACUGCCUUUAUUCACUAGAGCAGCUUCUCUCAAUAUCAUAGCACUGGAUCUAUCUAAGCCUUUCAAUGAGAGGUUUGAUCUGAUGUACAGGAUCGAUGGAAAAUACUUCCCAUGCCACUCCAAGUCAACUCAGUUAGCAUUCUUCCAGUCUGCAGUUUCCACUGGAGCUAGUUUUAAGCCUCUUGAUAUUUCCUGCAUCUCCAAGAAACCGACACACUCCAUGCAUCUUGUAUUGGGAACGCAUUAUGACAAGGUGAGCAAUGCUACUCUUAAAGAAAAGGAAGAGAUUCUAAUGUCUUCAAUGUCUUCGUUGGAACCUUACUUACAAGAAUGCAUCAUUCACCAAUCUGAUGAUUAUGUUAUUUUUCCUGUCAAUACGGUUACUACAUCAGAAGAAAGAGCUAAAUACAGUGAAGAGAUUUGCAAUGCAAUAUGGUUUGAUGGUUCUGCUGCUUCACUGGAAAUUAAAAUACCAAUUCGAUGGUUUGCAUUUGAAUUGUCUUUGCCUGAGCAGAGUAUUGUAUCAGUUAAGGAAGCUUUAUCUAUUGGAGAAAGAUAUGGGAUGAAUGAGGAAGAUAGUAAACAAGCUUUGAAAUAUUUCCAUGAUGUCAGUCUCAUGUUAUAUUAUCCAGAAGUUACAGAUAUCAUCUUUAUCGAUUCUAAGCCAAUCAUUGAGAUUCUCUCACAAUUAUUAGCUCUCACGUAUGUUGAUGAUAGAAAUGCCCGAGCAUUAGUUUUAAUCAAACCACUUUCUCGACCCAUCAUGAAUAAUCUCAAGGAAGGAUUUUUCAAUAAGAACAUUUUUGAUCACUUGAAAUCAAGGUCUGUUGUAUUUUCCCUGCCAGAAUUCCAAUUGUCUGACCUAAUCAGACUCCUCCUUCAUCUUAACAUCAUCACAGAACUAGAAGAUGAACCAAAGGGACACUACUUCAUUCCUUAUGCUCUUCCUUCAUACAAUGAACCAGUUUCAAUUAAAGAGACUAAUGCUAAGCCACUUCUAUUAGUCUGGAGGGAAGAGGAGAGUGAAGAGAUCCUACCAGUUCCUACAGGAUUGUUCCCUUUAACCAUCGUACACCUACUCAACCAGAAAGAAUACAUUACUAAAAUCUCUCCAUCGACACCAGCUUAUUUCAAAUUUCGAGAUGCGAUGUCCCUCAAGAUAACCUUCACACAAAAGCACACACUUCACCUCAUCAACCGUUACACUCAUAUUGAAGUGUACUUCACUGGUCCUACCCAGCACUGUCCAUUAGUACGUAAGCUACUCACAACAGCUAUUGAUAAUAGCAGUGAUGCCAUGCACCUUAAGCAUAAUUACAUCAAUGCAUUUGCUUGCCCUUACAAUGAGAGCUGCUAUUGUAUUGUAAAUGAAGAUCACCAUAAAGUAGCUGAUUGUACAGUUUGUGGUGAAUCUCCUGCUCUUAGCAAUGACUACUGGACCUGGUUUAAUGACGCACAAGGACCUGCUGAGAGUAACAAUGGAACACAAAUAAAACAAGUUAAUAAUCAGUCAUCAGAUGAAAACAUUAAGGACAAGGAGCCUAAAUUAAAGGACCUCCAUAGGCUUUUUGAUAGUUCUGCUGCUCAUUAUUUAACUAUUGGUACUGCACUUGAAGUUGAAGUGGACGACUUACUGCAUAGUCCAUUGUCAGCCUCUGAUAAGCUAAUGGCAGUAUUCAAGAGAUGGAUAGAGUCCAAUAAAGGAGUGACCUGGAGGAACGCACUACAAGUUUGUGAAGAUUAUCCUGAAAAAUUUGGAAAAGUAAAAAGUGAUGUUGAAGGAUUCCUUUCAUCAAACAGAGCUUGUGACAAUUGUGAGAAAUAAUAAAAUGAUUAUUAUACAUUGCCUGUGCUUAUUAAAAAUUGUAAUGCAUUGCAUUUUUCUGUAAGUGUCAUUAUAAUAGUACGUUGAACAUUAAAAAUUAAUUUUGAUUAUCAAUAAUUAUUGUUCCUUUUUGUAACAAGUAUUUUUAUCAACUUGUAAUGCCAGC
Molecule: messenger RNA, 3274 nt
Organism: Amphimedon queenslandica
Lineage: Eukaryota; Metazoa; Porifera; Demospongiae; Haplosclerida; Niphatidae
Exons: 9
Coding region: 319-3108 (929 amino acids)
Biological process (GO): cell migration; enzyme-linked receptor protein signaling pathway
Cellular component (GO): cytoplasm
Molecular function (GO): receptor tyrosine kinase binding; signaling adaptor activity
Source: RefSeq, a predicted model, not a curated record